AUGGCCACUCUGAACCUGUCCACUAACGGGCCAUCGAUAGCGAAGAGCUACCAAGCUGUCAUCGACUCAUCUCUGCCAAGCUCGGGUUCCCCUACUUACGGGCAAUGGGUCAUCUUUUCAGUUGCCACCCCUUUGAUCAAUGCUUUCCAGAAGGAUUCCGGCAAUAAGGAGAGUGUUUUGAAGGUCCAGGAUACUGGAGCCGGUGAAUUGUUGGACCUGGUUGACGAGUUCUCCGAGGGCAAAAUACAAUUCGCAUUCGUAAAGGUCCUCGACCCGAACUCUGGACUUCCCAAGAACGUGCUGAUUGCCUGGUGCGGGGAGGGGGUGCCGGAACGUACCAAGGGAUACUUCACCAGUCACCUCGCCGCUGUUUCUAAGUUUCUGCAUGGCUACCAUGUGCAGAUCACUGCUCGCUCCGAGCAAGACCUUACCGCGGAGGGCAUAAUACAGAAAGUGGGAGACGCUUCUGGGGCGAGGUAUACCCCGGGGUUAGAUAGGAUGCCUACCUCCACCCCAAAGCCCCCGGUAUCCACUAAGCCCGUCUUUACACCCACACGCGCUGGUGGCAUUACUGCAAAUAAUCCAACGGGUAAUGCGCAGCGAGCAUCAGCAAGGGGUGGUGAUGAUGGCUGGGGUCCUGAUGCACCACCAGUCACUAGGACGGGCCUCGAAAAGGUUCAGUCAGCUUACAAACCCACUAAGGUGAAUCUUCAAGAACUCAAGGCUGAAGCGCAGUCUAACUCCAGCACCUUCAUCGCUCAAGACGGUGGAGACCGUGGCGAAGUCGUCAAAGGUGGCUAUACGCCUGUUGGGAAGGUUGACAUUGCCGCUAUAAGAAGACAAGCACGCGAAGCCGGAGAUCUGGCUGAUGAUCGUCCCGAGCCUGUGAAAGGCGCAUACCAGCCAAUUGGGAAGGUUGACAUUGCUGCUAUCCGGGCCAAAGCACAGGGUGCACUCAACACCCCCACCGACGAGUAUACCCCUGCCAAGGGAAGUCCGGUCCCGCAAACGGCUGGGCUUGCAAAGCCGUCAGAUACAGCUUCUGUCGCAAGCCAAUAUGAACGCCUAACGAGCUUGCCAAAACCCAAAGUCGCAAAAUCCAUAACCGCCAAUUCCACAUUUGUCGGAACGAAACCCCCCCUUCCCGACCAGAAUACUAAGGCUGCGGCACCAUUAGUGGGUAGUGCUAGCCGUACGUUUGCCGACGAAGGAGGCAAGACACCGGCGCAACUCUGGUCAGAGCGUAAGGCUAGGGAAAGUGGUCCAGCUUUCAACACAAUUUCUACCAAAUUACCGGUCAUUGAGACAGGUGCACCAAUUCAGAAGGAUGACGAGGAAUCACAGAGCGACGCAACUACGGUCAACCCCUUUCCUGUACACGCCGCGGGAACUGGGGCUCUGUCACAGAUUACCGCUCUUCCUUUACGUACGGCAGGGCCGGGUCAUGAUCCAGAUAAUGAGACUGCUCCGCAAAACACAAACAUCGAUCUUGGCUACACAACUCACGACGUGUCUGGGGGCUUGCACAACGUGAAGGGAACUGUUCCGACCACUAGUGGCACCAUAUCUGUACCAGAUUCCCCGGAAUUUGCCCCAGUGACCAAGACAGGAGAAUCACAUACUACUGCAGGCUUCGAGCCGCUUCCUACUCCACCUCAGCAGCCUCGGUCUCCGACCCCCCCAACUCCACCAGUACCAGAGCGUGAGCUCUCACCCAUACGUGUGGCCGCCCCGGUUGGUAAAGAGGUGACGGAUGUUCACAACGAGCAGCAAUCACCACCUCCUGCAAUUCCUACCGCGAGCUUGCAGCAGGCGUUGCCCAAAGAGGAUGAUUUGGACGACGAUGCACACGAUAUUGGUCGUGCAACGGCUGAGGCUACCGUUACUGACGACGCGCAGCAAACAGUCGUUCAGGCGGUGGUGCUUUACGACUAUGAGAAAGCAGAAGACAAUGAGAUUGAAUUGAAAGAAGGCGAGCAUGUCAACGAUAUCGAGAUGGUUGAUAAGGACUGGUGGUUAGGAUCGAAUAUUCAAGGUGAAAGAGGCCUGUUUCCAAGCAACUAUGUGGAAAUCGUCACGAAUCCAUCGCAGUCCCGCAAUCUAGGUGACCAUCAGGUCCCCACGGUCGAAGGAGGCCAGUCUUUGCUUGAUGCUGAAGUUGCUCCAUCCACUACCACUGAGGCAUCUAGCGAACCUUCUGCAAUCGCAUUGUACGACUAUGAGGCUGCGGAAGACAAUGAACUGAGCUUCCCAGAGGGCGCCAAAAUAACCCAUAUUGAGUUUCCCGAUGAUGAUUGGUGGCUCGGUCGGUACAAUGGAAAAUCAGGCCUGUUCCCUGCAAACUAUGUGCAGCUUGGAAAUUGA
This is a messenger RNA of Aspergillus homomorphus CBS 101889, 2364 nucleotides long. Its product is annotated as putative actin binding protein. Bases 1 to 2364 code for a protein of 787 amino acids. Gene Ontology annotation, cellular component: actin filament; site of polarized growth; cortical actin cytoskeleton. The record is from RefSeq and is a predicted model, not a curated record. The transcript is spliced from 4 exons. Gene Ontology annotation, biological process: regulation of actin filament polymerization. NCBI's taxonomy places the organism in Eukaryota, Fungi, Ascomycota, Eurotiomycetes, Eurotiales, Aspergillaceae. Gene Ontology annotation, molecular function: actin filament binding.